UACUUCUUUGAUGUAAGAUAUACAUUCCAAAACUGACCUCGUAUAUAUUAAAAGGCUCUAAGUUUGAAACUGUAAAUGAAUGCUUUCAAUUAUAUGUUAUAUCCCAAAGCUGUAUAUUAGAAAAUACAAGCAUUAUUCUUGCCAAAUAAAAAAAUCAACCCAGGCCCACAUAACUCUAUUAAUGAAAUAAUUUUCUGGUAAUUGAACAUUGGGAAGACUUACAAUUCUUUCCCUUGGAUGUUGGAGAGAAGGAAUCCAUUUGUUCUUUAAUAAAGCAUCUCUACAUUCUAUAGAAAUGCUUUAUUAACUCAGUGGUUGGAAUAUUGCAUUGUCUACUCAUUUGUAACUCUGUAGUGUGUAUGUUGAAAAAUGUGUGCAUGUGAAACAUUCGCCGUGCUAUCUUUGAAAUUUUGCCCCUCAACGCAAAUGUUGAUUACACUACCUUAUUUAGUCAUUGACAUCAGCAGCAUUACAUACCCAAUACCAUGAAUGAAAAUUCAUUUUUGUAUUUAGUUUCAUAUAGUACCUCAGUAAUUUAUUUACACACACAAAAGUAACUUGAAAAAAGUUAGUGAUUCACAUGAUAUAACUUAAUCCACAUGUCUUGGAGAAUUUUGUCUCCUCUUAAAUCUGAACCUGUAAGGCCCAGUGAAACCGCGCGGUGGCGCUGCAGGUUAAGAAGACAGAGCACAGGAAUUGCUUCUGCAAUCGCCUUCUCAGGGCUAGUUUCUCACCACCUAGAAGCAAAAGCUAUGCUCUUCCGGCAAAGCAAACGCGCGUGCAAACCUUAAACAUUCUGUUUGGAGGCUUGAUUCUGACGUUCUGGACUGUGAGACAGCGCUGUUAGGUUCCUGGACAUACGUGAAGCUACUGUGGAGCAAACAGAGAAGAGGAAGGAGCCAUGGGGACUGCACGGAUGCACAAACUGAGACAAAGGCAAGUCCUGGCUUUCUUUGUUUUGCUGAGUGUGUCUGAGGCAGGCAGGGAGCUGGGUCCCUAUUCCAUAGAGGAAGAGAUGGACAAGGGCUCCUUUGUGGCAAAUCUUGGGAAAGAUCUGGGUGUGGAACUGGCAGAGAUAUCCACCCGCAGGGCUCGUAUCAUUUCCCGGGAAAACAGAGAGCACCUGCAGCUCAAUGUUCAGUCUGGAGAUUUGCUCGUAACUGAGAAGCUAGAUCGAGAGGAGCUAUGUGGCUCCACUGAGCCUUGUGUUCUGCACUUCCAAGUGUUAAUGGAAAACCCUUUGGAGGUAUUUCAGGCUGAACUGAGGGUGAAGGACAUAAAUGACCAUUCUCCAGUGUUCACUGAAAAAGAAAUGAUGCUGAGAAUACCAGAAAACAGCCCUCUGGGAAACACAUUCCCUUUAAAUAAUGCUCUGGACUCAGACGUAGAAAUUAACAAUAUUCAGAGCUAUCAAGUCAGCUCGAACUCUCAUUUCCUGGUUGUAACCCGCAACCGCAGUGACGGCAGGAAGUACCCAGAGCUGGUGCUGGAGAAAGAACUGGAUCGGGAGGAGGAGCCUGAGCUGAGGUUAACCCUGAUAGCCUUGGAUGGUGGCUCUCCUCCCCGGUCUGGGAUGGCGCGGGUUCUCAUUGAAGUAGUGGACACCAACGAUAAUGCACCCGAGUUUCAGCAGUCAACUUACCAAGUGCAAAUUCCGGAGAACCGCCCUCCUGGGUCCCUGGUCGUCACAGUCUCAGCCAAUGACUUAGACAUCGGAGAUUAUGGGAAAGUAUUGUACGCACUCUCCCAGCCUUCAGAAGAUAUCAGCAAGACAUUAGAAGUAAAUCCAGUAACGGGGGAAGUUCGGCUACGAAAAGAGGUAGAUUUUGAAACAAUUUCCUCUUAUGAAGUGGAUAUUAAGGCCACGGAUGGGGGAGGUCUCUCAGGAAAAUGCACGCUGCUCUUGCAGGUGGUGGAUGUGAACGACAACCCCCCAGAAGUGAUGCUAUCUGCACUUACCAGCCCAGUUCCAGAAAACUCCCCGGAUGAGGUAGUUGCUGUUUUCAGUGUUAGAGAUGCCGACUCAGGGAACAAUGGGAAGGUGAUUUCCUCCAUCCAGGAGGACCUUCCCUUUCUUCUGAAACCCUCAGGAAAGAACUUUUACACUUUAUUAACGAAGAGAGCGCUAGACAGAGAAGAAAAAGAGCAGUACAACAUCACCAUCACAGCCACCGACCUGGGCACACCCAGGCUCACAACCCAGCACACCAUAACAGUGCAGGUCUCUGACGUCAACGACAACGCCCCUGCCUUCACACAAAGCUCCUACACCCUGUUUGUCCACGAGAACAACAGCCCCGCCCUGCACAUAGGCACCAUCAGCGCCACAGACUCAGACUCAGGCUCCAAUGCCCACAUCACCUACUCGCUGCUGCCCACUCACGACCCACAGCUGGAUCUCGCCUCGCUCAUCUCCAUCAAUGCUGACAACGGGCAGCUGUUCGCGCUCAGGGCGCUGGACUAUGAGGCCCUGAAGACCUUAGAGUUCCAUGUGGGCGCCACAGACCAAGGCUUGCCUGCGCUCAGUAGCCAGGCGCUGGUGCACGUGCUGGUGCUGGACGCCAACGACAAUGCGCCCUUCGUGCUCUACCCGCUGCAGAACGCCUCUGCGCCCUACACAGAGCUGCUGCCCAGGGCGGCAGAGCCUGGUUACCUGGUCACCAAGGUGGUGGCUGUGGACCGCGACUCUGGCCAGAAUGCCUGGCUGUCGUUCCAGCUGCUGAAGGCCACGGAGCCAGGGCUGUUCAGCGUGUGGGCUCACAAUGGCGAGGUGCGCACCUCCAGGAUGCUGAGUGAGCGCGAUUCGCCCAAGCACAGGCUGCUGCUGCUGGUCAAGGACAAUGGCGAUCCUCCGCGGUCUGCCAGUGUCACUCUGCAAGUGCUGCUGGUGGAUGGCUUCUCUCAGCCCUUCCUGCCUCUGCCUGAGGUGGUGCGCGACCCUGCCCAGGAUGAGGAUGCGCUCACGCUGUACCUGGUCAUCGCCUUGGCGUCUGUGUCUUCGCUCUUCCUCUUGUCUGUGCUGCUGUUUGUGGGGGUGAGGCUGUGCAGGAGGGUCAGGGCGUCCACUCUGGGUGGCUGCUCUGUGCCUGACGGCCAUUUUCCUGGUCACCUGGUGGAUGUCAGCGGGGCAGGGACUCUGUCCCAGAGCUACCAGUAUGAGGUAUGUCUGAUGGGCGAUUCUUCUGGGACCAGCGAUUUUAAAUUCUUACAGCCAGUUCUUCCUAGCUCCUUGGCCCAGUCCUCUGGGGAAAAAGUGGUAGAAAAUUCUACCCUCCAGAAUAGUUUUGGAUUUAAUCAUUAUUAGAAAACUACUUAAUAGAUAUGUACUUCCUAAUAUUGUCUUGUUGAUUAGCUGUAUUUUGUACAUCUGUUACUAACAAUUUUAAUUUUCACUCUACUCAUUGGUUUUCAGGUUUAUGCUUAAUGUCAUGGUUUUACUCUUAUUUAUUGCACAGAAUUUCUUCAUAGGAUCCCAGUAAAUGAGAAGGCUUUAUCUGUGCAGUUAAACUGAUUGUUAAAAUUUUUUCUAGCCACUUUGCUUUUGUUAGCUUCAUUAGUUCUGCACAUUUCAUGCCAGCAUUCUGUUACUAGACUUAUUGAAUUAUUAAAAUGUUAUGCUGCUUGUUUG
Arvicola amphibius (Eurasian water vole) is the source of this 3628-nucleotide messenger RNA. RefSeq names its product protocadherin beta-16-like. Gene Ontology annotation, molecular function: calcium ion binding. Gene Ontology annotation, biological process: homophilic cell-cell adhesion. The record is from RefSeq and is a predicted model, not a curated record. The coding region runs from base 902 to 3304 and encodes 800 amino acids. The transcript has a single exon. Gene Ontology annotation, cellular component: plasma membrane. NCBI's taxonomy places the organism in Eukaryota, Metazoa, Chordata, Mammalia, Rodentia, Cricetidae.